Messenger RNA from Helobdella robusta, 954 nucleotides. RefSeq lists its product as hypothetical. The record is from RefSeq and is a predicted model, not a curated record. The transcript has 6 exons. Bases 1 to 954 code for a protein of 317 amino acids. Lineage: Eukaryota; Metazoa; Annelida; Clitellata; Rhynchobdellida; Glossiphoniidae.
AUGACUGGGAUGGAUAACGUUGUAAAUUUGUACCUAAUUCCAGUACCGAACAUUAGCUUCAAGAAGACAGGUAAAACCUUACACGUGUACAAUAACGCACACCAUAUCACCUUCAUAUCCAAGCAAGUGGACGUCAAUAGUAGAACGGAAUUGUUUCCUACCCAGGGAAAAAUUAUUUCUGGCAUUUGCACUAUUUCAACGUUGAAAGCGUUGCUUUCAGAGAACAUUUCAGACAUGUCGACAGACUGCUUAGUCAAAAUUUUGUUUCAUAAAACCGUUUCAACUUCUUCGGUAGUUGGUUUAUUCACUUUCAUCAUCAACAUCGCGGCCACUGAAUUGUUGUUGCAGCCAAGAAGUUACAUGUUCAGCGACAACUCGACCCGCACAGCUUACAGGUGUGCCUCUGGAACCAACCUCAGCUCCAUUGCUACCAGCCAAACUGAUUGCUGUCUCACAUGCCUCACCAAUGCACAGAUGAAUUGCUUGGUGGGGAAUUAUUAUCCGACAGAUGGCAGGUGCGAAAUUUUUGAAGUCUGGACUGAAGCAAGCUCUGUUAACCUUCCCACUUGUACUAAUUUCAGAAAAAUUGGAAUUUGCCCUCAAGGAUUUAGAUAUUUGCCACUCAUCAAAACAUGUUUGUUACUUAUUCCUUCGCUAAGUUAUACAUGGGAGAGCGGCUUGAAAUACUGUUCUGCCCUGAGGUCCAACACGUCUAUGGUCAUAGUGGAUUCCGCUGUUAAAGCCACCACCACGUGUCAAGAAUCAACAACUUGGACCGGCGGAUCGAGACUAAACAGAUCCUCAACUUCGGAAGAUUACUUCUGGUUCGGUCCCAAUAAUUUGACCAUUUUGCAGUUGUGUUCAUCUAUGGAAAAUCUUGAACCUAUGGAACAACAAACACUUGACGAUCAUUGGAAGCUACAACACUGGUGUUCGAAAUAUAGUGAUCUUUGA